GCACUUGGUUCGUCAGACAACUCUGUAAAUUGAGUUCAAACUUUUCAAAGGAAUGGGAUUCGGCGGGCAGCGCGUGGGCAUGUCGCCUUCGCAAAAUAAACUUCCUCUUGAUGUAGCUAUGUCCCACGCCUUCCAGACUUAGUUGCUGUAAUUAUCUACUGUCCAGAACCAGCGUCAUGUUUCAGACUGAAGGGCAGCCUCGUCAUACGCCGCGAAAACAGUGGAUGCUACACAACGGCUCCUCCUGUAACGUGGUUUUGAAACUCCGCUACCGUUUCGCCGAAGAAGGAUGCAGUGCCAGCCAAGUGUCAAUUGCUCGGAGCCUCCUUUCUGAAAGCGCAGAGGAUCCCAGUGCAGCUGAAGUAGCGGUGAGCUACCUUACACGAGCAGCAGAACAAGAUGACGCAGAAGGCCUUUCACUACUGGAGCAGUGCUACAAAAACAGAGUUGGCGUUACUGACAGAAACAUAAGCGACGUCGAACGCUGUCUUGGAAAGUCUAAUACUGAGAAAACAGCCAGCCGCGUCGCAAAACAGAUUUUGGACUUCGUGACGCCUGACGGUUCCGUCACAUUGAGCGAGUCCGUUUUUCGGCGGAGGCUUCAAGAUGGGCAUGGCAAGUUGACGCCUGAUACAGACUGUCACCCUCGAGUCGGCGUGAGUGAUAUCACGAAUGCUGUUACGAGCUGUAUCGAAGGGCAGCCACCUGCACUACUAAUUUCACAGAGAGAACGCAUCAGCAACCGACUUCUACUGUACCUGGAAGACCUUACAGCCCAAUGUACUGCGCAACUCGCAUCGUUUAACCUCUGGACAAACUUAUUUCUCACGUCUUUGCUUUUACUUGUGAUCUGUGCUUCUCUGUACAGCCCCAUCAUUCUGAAAUUUGUGCAACACGAACCUUCUGUUAUAUUCCUGGCAUCCUUGGCAUUAGCAGUGGCAUUCACGGCUCACUUGUGGCGUCAUAAAGUUGACUGUGAAAAUCUGCGUGCCUGGAUUGCUUUAGUAACCAGGUUCGAUGCCGCAGCUGUUACAUCAGGUACCAGGCAGAGGUUUCAAAGGUUCUUUUAUGUCAAGUUGUUCUUUCAUGCUAGUGCUACGGUUGCUUGUUUAUGUGCUUCCUUGGAACAACUUAAGUACGUGGAAUUUGCCCUCCUUUCACGCAGUGAUGUAGCAGUGUUCACUGCUCUCAUUUUUGGUUCCAUCUUUUAUGAUACUGUCACUAGGUCCAAGGCUAAACUCGCUGUAGCAACCAGCAUUUUUGCUUUGACUGCUCGAGAUUUUAAUUUUCCACUAGUUGCACUAGUUUCCUUUGUUCCUGACAUGUUUUACAUGCCUUACUUAUACUGGCCAGCAGUUGGGCUGAAGUAUUUUGCUUAUAGCUUCAUCAUAUUUAAAGAUGAUUGUACUAUAUGUGUACAGAACUUUGUUUGUGUGGCAUGGUUCCAUGCUUGCAUACAUGUAAUGCAGAGUUGUGACCUGGAAGAUGUAUUGACAGCCAUAUUGUCCAUUGUGUUCUGGCUAGUUCUAUGCUCGUACAUCAAGCCAAUGCACAGCACGUUCACAGUUCUGGCAUUGCGACAGCUUAUGGUUGCAGAUUGGCUGAAGGUAGCUUUAAGCAGCUUUGCUUUGUAUUGCCUGUAUAAAUGUGUUGCUCUUGCCACUAAGAAAUUAAGAAGCUGCAACAAUUUGAAAACGAAAACAGCCCUAUGUCCCGUGUAUGCCCUGCUGAUCUUGUCAGUGGCUGCCUUCAGCUACGAUUGCAGCACAGAGGAAAGGCACCUCGAUGUGGACAAGUACAAGUCGCUUUGCCAGGAAUCCGUUCUGGGAGAUGCAAAUACUGCAGUCAUGCAACAGGCUUGUGCAGCUUACGUUGGUGCAAAGGCACAAUUCAGCGGGCACGUAGCAAGUGUUGAAAUUGUGGAUGUUCACAACGUGCCGAAACGUGCAAUUUCUCUACUACCUCGUUCCGUACACGACACAGUUGCACGUCUUAUCGGCAACAAGUGGCCGUCGUGCCACCCUAGGUUUCAGACGGAGACAGAUUAUGCAAGGUGCCAGCUCUACAAGGACCUCAGGCUGCCGGCAUACCACCUUGAAGCAUGGAAUGUUUACAGCUUUGAGCUAAGCGUUGAACUUGAAAGUGGAUUCCAAGCGGUAGUUGUCACAGACAGCACCUGUCGCGAUUUUGUCGCCAGGCUCAAGAGUGGAAGUGCAAUUGACGUGAAGGGCCAGUUGACAUCUGUCGUUGGAGUUCCCAAAAUAUGGCUACUGCGAGCUGCAGCCGAAGACUCCGUGUGUGACAGAAGUUUCGAACUGUCUUGGGACAUUGGGUCCUAUGUUGCUACUUUCUUGGAAUUUGUCCAGUUUGUGUUCUGAGUUAUGUUUUGUAAAAUGUUUGCACACUGUGAUAUUUUGUGUUUGGAGGUGGAGCAUAACACAUAUUAGACAAUGCCACAAUACUGCAGGUGGAUAUGUUCACUGUUGUUUUAUUACAAGUGGAUUAUAUUUUAAUAAAUUUUUAUCCUGUUA
Messenger RNA from Ornithodoros turicata, 2531 nucleotides. RefSeq names its product wolframin-like (gene wfs1). Lineage: Eukaryota; Metazoa; Arthropoda; Arachnida; Ixodida; Argasidae. Gene Ontology annotation, biological process: calcium ion homeostasis; endoplasmic reticulum unfolded protein response. Bases 177 to 2378 code for a protein of 733 amino acids. The transcript has a single exon. The record is from RefSeq and is a predicted model, not a curated record. Gene Ontology annotation, cellular component: endoplasmic reticulum membrane.